UUUUAGUCUCGAACAAGCAUUGUUUAAUUUGCUUGAAAUAUAUUUUGUGGCAGUAGCAUUAUUUCACGUACCUUGGUGGGUUAUUGUUCGGCGCGUAUGGUGGAAAAUCGAUCAAUAAUCGCAGAUGUUGUCGUUGACCAUGUGCGAUCAAUCGAUAACGUAGUUUUCGAGAAUGGGGUAAUAUGUGGUCUUCGAUUAAUCAAGAACCGCGGUAAGUUUUGUUACUGUUUCGGAUACGGUACUAUUAACGAUUUACUCUUAAUAUAUUAUUGGAAUCUCGCACGUGACUAUUCCCUAAUACUUCUAUUGGCCGAUUGAUUCGAUUGUGCCACGACGAGGCGGUCGAUAGGCAUCCUCAGAAAUUCCACUAGUGCGGUACGUUAAAGAAGCAACGUUGAACGUGCACUGGCGGGUCGGACAAGUUUUUUUUUCGUUUGUUCGUUUGCCGGAAAUCGAGUAUUUCUCGGAAGUGAGGUUUCAUGGCGUCUGAGACUAGUUCCGCGAUUCCAGAUAAUCUUCAAGGCUUUUCGAAACAGAAUCAGAUGCAGAUCCUGCCAAAUACAGACAGCGAAUUAGGUUCGUCGUUUCGACGCGCCAGUUCUCUAAGGAUACCCAAGUCAUCUAACUCGGGCAACAUCGAUCGCAAUCGAUUGCACGUAUCAUCGUAUGAUGGAAAAUCGUCCACGUCAUGGACAACGGAAAAAUCGAAUGCUGCGUCAGUCCGGCCCGCCAGGCAUUCCGCACCUGCGAUCGACGCACCUGCGCCGGAAUAUCUCGCCAGAAACCUUCUGCAACUUGGCUGCCCGGUCGUGUCAAUGCCCACACCUCGUGGAGGAGUAGGAUCCGAGCCUCCGCAGAGUAGCGACAGCGAUGAAUACUCGACGACACAUAGCCAUCAGCAAGCGGGUCAUGGUCAUGGACAAGGAUAUGGUCAAGGACAGGCGGAUGUCUACAAUGUGCCCAAAGUCCAGGUGUCGGGACCACCGAACAAUGAUGAAUCCUCUUCCAUCAUCAAUGGGUCUGCGGGGUCCAUAGGAGCACGAUCGGCGCCCAGCACGCCUCUUCAAGUAGCUCCUGGAGCGCAACAAGCUGGCCAACAGCCGAUUACCGGCUCUCAGCUUACAGUGGCAGCUGCAAGUAAUCCUCAGCCUCCGAAGAGUCCGAGCCACGCGGCCUUGAAAUGUAACGACAGUCAUCUUUCAAAACCGCUCAGCAGAAGUACACCAUCAAUGGCAGCUGGCACUGUCUCACAGACCCCAGGAAAGGUUAGCAGAUCUUCGUCUACGUCUUCGCCAACGACUACCAGCAGUGCGAGACAGAAGAAAUUCCACAGGCAUUUCUCUCAGGUCGCUGCGGAUGAACGAGUGUUGAAUUACUACAGUUGUGCGCUGGUAGGCGACAUUCUGCUGCAAGGCUACUUGUACAUCACGCCAAACUACUUCGCCUUCUACAGCAACGUGUUCGGCUACGUGACGAAGCUGCUGAUACCGACGGCAUCCGUGUUGAAGAUCAGCAAGGAAAAGACCGCGCGAAUCAUUCCAAAUGCGGUGGCAAUCGCUACCGAAGAGGAGAGGCACGUUUUCUGUUCCCUUCUGUCCAGGGACUCGACGUUCAAGUUAAUGAAACAGGUUUGGGAUGCUGCUAUGGAGCCGCAACCGUCGCCCGCUAUUCUGCCACUUACGAACGAGCAAAAGCUCCUCGCUCCGGAUACGUUGGUGGUUGAUGACUCUGAGGUGAACCCUGAAGAAGAUGAUUCCAGCAUGUCCGAAAGCGGGACGGAUCUGAAUUCCAGACCGCCAACCGUGUGCACCGACACGGAUGGUGUUGCACCUCCUAUCACCAGGCCGAGUUUGUCACCACCCAUAAAAAUUGAACCAACACCAGUACCGUUGCUUCCAGCCAGGUCCAGCAAAUCCAAAGUCCUAUUGUCUUUGUUCACGGGUGGACUGAAAACUAGCACAGUGAUUACUAUUCUGAUAGCUCUCUUAGCAGCUCUCUACGUGUCGGCAGCUUUGAUGAUGAUUCGCAUCGACAGGCUACACACAGCUUAUCUAAACCAUCCGCUCGUUUCGCCGGAACGUUUCACGCAGGAUCGACUUUUGCAUUAUCUCAACACAAACCUUGAUCAGAUAGUAAAGGUGCGACAAAGUCUGCAGACGUUGUCACAGCAGUUCGUGUCGAUGAGCCAAAGCAGCGAAACGGAGCCGAGCGUAUCCGGUGGCGUGGUGGAACCGGAAGACGCUCCGAGUUAGCCCCCGAUGAGGCUAAAUAAUUUAAUGCAACCAAAUAAUACGAGUCCCCGUCGCCUCGUAUGAAGCGUCUCGUAUUAAUAUUGUCGUUGUCUUUCGUGGUCAACGUCGAGUAUUUUCGCGAACGAGAAACAAUUCGAUCGACUGAUUGACCAUCGUCGCUUCGGCGGUCCUUAAUUAGGCAUUAUUAACGUUAGUACCUAGAAUUUUCGAGGUUGCAAACGCAUGUAAUAGGCAAAUUCGUAAAAUGACACAAAACAGAGACCUUCGAACCAGGAUCGUUAACGAUCAUAACCUAGAUUGAGCCAUGCGUAACUCGAUUCGACUUUCAGUCGUGUUUGCAAAUUAAUCAAGAGGCUUCAGAGUAACAGUGAACACCGUGUAUAGGAUACACGUGCGAACCUAUUAGUUGUAUGUCUAAAUUAAAUCGACGAAAAGCGAAGAAAAUUAUUCGCGCAACAUGCGAGCGAAGAGAUUUUCGUUUUUAAACUAGUCACUUAUUAUAAUAUAUACCCUGCAUACAAGAGUAUAAUGAACAAAGUGGUAUAUAUAUACAUAUAUAUAUAAUAAUAUAAAGAAAAAAGCUAUAUAUAUACAAUAGAAUAAUGCAUAUUUCGCGAUUACUUGUUGAUUAUUAUGUAUUUUGAGCUAGUUGGAGCACUAUCUUUUUAAACCGAAGAUCGCUUGCAAAGAGUUACAUCAUAGAAUUAAACGGGGUUACAUUUGCGCCGUUGCGAAAACGAUUGUACAGUUUGUCGCGACGAAAAAAAAACGAUGCUGAAAUACGGAAAACGAUGCAGUCUCGCUAUAUGGCUCCAUACGGGGCUGUGGGAGAUAAAACAUUGUGCACUGGACCAUAUAAUUGGAACAUCUAUUGCAAUUUGCUUGUCCUCCCUACUGAGACUGUGUGCAGUCACUGAAA
Molecule: messenger RNA, 3171 nt
Organism: Megachile rotundata (alfalfa leafcutting bee)
Lineage: Eukaryota; Metazoa; Arthropoda; Insecta; Hymenoptera; Megachilidae
Biological process (GO): intracellular sterol transport
Cellular component (GO): endoplasmic reticulum membrane; endoplasmic reticulum-plasma membrane contact site; plasma membrane
Molecular function (GO): sterol binding; sterol transfer activity
Source: RefSeq, a predicted model, not a curated record